Messenger RNA from Suillus plorans, 2706 nucleotides. RefSeq names its product P-loop containing nucleoside triphosphate hydrolase protein. The record is from RefSeq and is a predicted model, not a curated record. NCBI's taxonomy places the organism in Eukaryota, Fungi, Basidiomycota, Agaricomycetes, Boletales, Suillaceae. The coding region runs from base 1 to 2706 and encodes 901 amino acids. Gene Ontology annotation, cellular component: cytoplasm; cytosol. Gene Ontology annotation, biological process: cellular response to heat. Gene Ontology annotation, molecular function: ATP hydrolysis activity; ATP binding. The transcript is spliced from 18 exons.
AUGUCAGUGACGGACACCACUUUUCGCGGCGAUGGUGCCAACGAAUCAAUCUCACAAUCUCUAACCGCUGCCAGUACCAUUUUCAUAUUCGACAGUGAAAUGGAUAAUCUGUGGGCCAACGCUGAACGGCUAGCUGGUGGGACCCGCCUGAACACUCAGGUUGACGGUCUUUCCGAACGCAGUUCAACACUCGUAAAGCCUCUUCAUCUUGCUCUCGAGCUUCUUUUUGACGGACUCCAUGAUGCUGAGGACUCAAGGUUGCAAACUAUCGACCCUGAAUUGCCCAGGUCUCUUCAAUUACCUCUGUUCUGGACCGCUAUUUCCCAGGCCUCGGGCAUCCCUGACGAUAUUGGCUUGCAUCUUCGCGAGGCGACGUUCAAGCCACGUAGCGAGCUGCUCCUACAGCAAUGUAUCGGCCAAGCGCUAUGGCAAAAGUUGAAAAGCGAGCAAGGCUUAGAAAACAGAGCUUCGUCUGAUACAAAUGGCAGCGAGAGUAUCGCUCUGCACCACAUUUUGCUGGCGCUCCUUGAGCACAAGGAGCUCCAGGACAUUCUUGAACAAUCGCCAAGCCUACGCACCAAACAGCUUCCUGAUGUUGUUCGCCGUCUCAGACCCACAACCAUUCGCAGCUAUGAUACUCGAUUGUUCCCCGUGUUAAACCAAUGGGCAACCGAUCUUACGCAGCAUGUCAAAGAUAAGAAGGAACGGGGAGAAGUGAUCGACCCAUUGAUUGGCAGAUGUAAUGAAAUGCGUCGCCUUAUAGCUAUCCUGUCAAGACGCAAGAAGAAUAGUGCUGUCCUCCUCGGCGAUCCAGGCGUUGGAAAAACCGCUAUUGCUGAAGGCCUAGCCCAAAGACUUGUUGAAGGAGUCUUGAAAGUUGUCCCAGAGUCUGUCGUUGCCCGGGUGUUUAAUCUAGACCUCGCGUCAUUACUUGCAAGCACAGCAUGCAAGUCAGCUUAUGAACAGAUUGUCAAGAUGAUACUGGAUGAGAUUGCACACCACGAGGAAAGGGGUAUCAAGGCCAUCAUUUUCAUGGACAAUCUGAGCCAGAUCGCCAUAGGAGGGUAUCGCGGCGAUGGGACCGGUCUAUUUACGUCUGCGAAUCCACUCCAGAUCAAACGACUGCCAGACUCAGCGAUAGAUCUAAUUGAUGAGACAUGCGCUCAGGCCAACCUUGCACGCAGUACCAACUCAGAAACAGUGUGGAGGCUUCAGAGGAGCAGAGUUGUGCUGCAAAUGGACAUACGCUCCUUGAAGCGAGAGGUUGACGAGGAAAGUGAUCGAAGGCUGCUUGAAGCUCAAACUAAACUAUACAACCUUGAUCGAAAGAUCGAAGCAUCAAGCUCUUCGAAACGAGCUCGCCGGAUCAUACGUCGCAAACUGAAAGAAGUCGACAAGAAGAUCAGGACAGAAGAAGAUCGAUUCACACUUGGCGACCCAAUUACGAAGGAGAUGGUUGCAAAGACUGCCAUGUAUUAUACCUUUAUUCCUGCAGCUGAAACCCUUGAUCCAUCAGAGAUCCUGAAAGUUGCGGACAGGCUAAGCACAGUGGUAAGAACCACCUUGUUUACGAUCAGUGACAGUAUUCACAACUUCUGGGAUAAGGUGGUUGGCCAGCCGGAGGCUGUUGAAGCCGUCGCAAACACAGUGCAAUAUAUGUGGGCAGGACUCAAAAAUCCACGAAGGCCUAUUGCAUCGUUCCUUUUCGGUGGUCCGUCAGGAUCCGGGAAAACGCUACUCGUGAAGGGACUUUCCGAGAUUGCACUUCGACAAUCUGGCAAGUUGCUACGCAUCAAUGCCAGCGACUACAUCGAACCGCACAGUCUCACACGACUGAUUGGAACUCCCGCAUGUACGGGGUUUGACCAUGGUGGUCAGCUGACUGAAUGUGUCAGGCGAAAGCCAUUCUCUGUCGUGCACAUCAAAGACAUCGAACGGGGUUGCAUGGAAUUCAGGUUGCUCAUACAAACCAUCCUCGAUGAGGGAACAAUCAGAGAUGGCGAUCGGAAUGUUGUUGAUUUCACCAAUUGCAUCAUCAUCAUUUCGACGAGUCUUGGCCAAGCGAACGUGGGGCGCGCUAUAUCGGAAGAGACGGAACGCAAGCGCUUCAUGAACGAGAUUGAGAACUAUUUCCCUGGCGAAUUUCUGUCACGCCUUGAUAAAAUAGUGGUAUUCCGCCGUAUGUCUGGAGCCACCCUGGUUACAAUAAUCCACGCUCGCCUGGAGGAACUGAGAAAGCAAUUGUCCCUUAUCAACCUCCAGCUGUUAGUCCAUGACGCAGUUAAGAGUCGUCUGCAGUUCCAGGCAGCGUUGAUCCGUGUAGGCUGCGCACGAUGGUUAGAUCGGUUGAUUCGAUCAGAGAUCCUGGAACCCCUCGCAAAGCUCCUCCUCAAGAACGAUGUGCCUGAAAAUAAGACCGUUGUCUUGGACAUCGACGAAGACAUACGGAAAAUAACAGUCAGGCUUGUUGAGGGGGGACCUCCUGUACCACUCACGGAGCCAAUACCAGAAUCACCCGUGCCAUCGUCGCCUUCUGCUUCUUACUGCAGCUUCGACACAGACGACGAACAUUGGGAGAAUGGAUCCACAGAUUCGCACAGCAUAGACGAAGAAGAGGAUGGACACCAUCAUGAGAGCUGGGCACCGUGCUCCCUGCGACCAUUGCCAGCCCUUAGCCCACUACCACAACCGCAAAGGCUAUACUGA